Molecule: messenger RNA, 1111 nt
Organism: Pogonomyrmex barbatus (red harvester ant)
Lineage: Eukaryota; Metazoa; Arthropoda; Insecta; Hymenoptera; Formicidae
Gene: mRpL19
Product: mitochondrial ribosomal protein L19
Biological process (GO): translation
Cellular component (GO): mitochondrial large ribosomal subunit; ribosome
Molecular function (GO): structural constituent of ribosome
Source: RefSeq, a predicted model, not a curated record
GCGGUUCUGCAAUAUCGACAGAGUUUCGAAUUUCCUGAAUGUGCCACCGCAAACUAAGAAAUUUUGUACUUUGCGGAGAAUAGUUAAAAUAAAAGUCAAGAUUCAUGUGUACUUAAUGUUUAAAUGAAUAUAACAAGUGAAAUAAUAACAAAAAUUUAAAGCAAUGGUUGUCAUUUCAAGAAUUUUCUGUCGUACUGGUUAUCAUGGAUUACGAGCAGCAAAAAUACGCCGUACAGUCAGAGCAAAUUCUUCUACAGCUGCUCAAAAUUCGAUACAAAAAUUGCAAAAUGACAAAAUUACAGAACAAAAUGUUGAGCAAAAGAAAACAGUUCUAGAUAAAUACCGUUUCGUCUAUCCGGAAUUUCUACCUGAUCCAAAUCCCUUAUAUCGCAACUCGCUCCGAGAAAAGUUGGAACGCAUGGAUAUGCUGGCAAGACGUGCUAACAUAGCAAUACCUGAGUUUUAUGUUGGUUCCAUAUUAGCUGUGACAUAUUCUGAGCCACAUGCUCCUGGAAAAGUUAACAAAUUUGUUGGUAUAUGCAUUGAGAGAGGAGGAUGUGGAUUGAGGUCUACGUGUCUGUUGAGAAAUGUAGUUGACAAUCAGGGGAUUGAAGUGCUUUAUGAAUUAUAUGAUCCUGCAAUACAAAAAAUAGAAUGUCUCAGGCUUGAAAAAAGAUUAGAUCUACAUUUACGAUAUCUGCGAGAUGCACCAGCAGAAUAUAGUACCUUCCCUUUUGAUAUGAAGCCAGAAUAUUUGCCUGAAGGUGCACCAGUACCUAUAAAUGAGAUCAAAGUAAAACUUAAUCCUCGUCCAUGGUUAGAGAAAUGGGAACGUCAAGAGUUGAAGGGUUUAGCAGACUUUACUAUGGAACUUAAUGAGAGACGCAUUAGAAAAGCCAAGGCUGCGGCAAAACCUUGGGAAAAAUAUGAUCUGAUGAAAACAUAUCGAGAGACCAUCCCUGAGGAAGAUCAAAAUAAAAUAUUUAGCGAAGUAUAUACAAAAUUACACGAAAUGGAAAUUGUUCGACGUAGACAAAAACAUAAACGUAUUUUUGUACGUCCACAGAAAAGUGGAUGAACUUAUAAUUAAAUAAUUCUUAAUUCAUGUAAA